UGCAAAAGGAUUUUUUCAAUCUUCAGAGCCCUGAGCAGUCGCUGUUUUUGUUGUUGUUCGUGUAGUAAAUUAAAAAAAUAAUUAAACAAAUAGGAAUAAAACGCUUUAAAGGCUACUGGAGAAGAAAACAAUAUGGAAAACAAGGGGGUUAGUGGACAACAACCUAGCCUGAGUCAAUAUUUUGCCAAUGAUCCACCAAGCUUCUUCGAUGAACUGGCCAGCAGCAAGCCUCAACAAAUGGAGACAGUAGGUGGUGACACUAUGACCUUGCCAGCUAAUCCUCAAGCAACACAGCAGACCCUAAACACAAAUCAAGUACCUUUAAUGGGCACAACUCCAGGUGGCAAUACAGUUUCCAGCAACGUUCAACCUGCUGCUGCCUCUACUGGCGUUAAUUUAACUUCGAAUACCUUUACGGGUGGUUUUAAAACACCCGAAUACAUAGAGAAUCAGGCUGAAUUGGAGGAGGAUAUGAAGAUUGCAGAUGACGUAAGGAAUUUCUGGGAGACACCUGUGACGCCAAAUGGCCACCCACCUCUGCUGACCACACCUGGCAUACAGACUGCCACAGAUUUGCCCGACUUGAUUGCCAAUGCUGUAUCCAAGCAUUUGGGUGAUGCUGAAUUGGGUCAUCGCAAAAUUCCCGGGGUCGAUAAUGUGACACAAGAUGAACGGGGUUUGAGAUCUCUCAUUGCCUCUGGCUGUUAUAGAUCUGCCAUUAAUUUAACCGGACGUUUGCUGACAAUAUAUGGUCAAGGUUAUGGACGUGCCGGUCAGCCGGCCAAACAUUCCCCACAUUCCCUGCAAUUGUGGUUUACACGUCUGGCCCUGCUGGCCAAGUUGGGGGAAUACGAAUUGCUGCAAAAGGAGGCGGAACCUUUUGAUAAAUUGAAUAAACCCGAUGUUUUCUAUGAGUUCUAUCCUGAAAUGUAUCCUGGCAAGACUGGUUCCAUAGCCUGCUUUUCAUUUCGUUUAUUAUUGGCUGAAAUGCCCAUCUAUUUGGGUAAUCCUCAAUUGGCCUUGGAUCGUUUAUCCGAGCUGUAUGUAAUAACAAAUGAAAUUAAGCUGUACUUUGCUGGCAAGAAUAUGAAAGAAGCCCAAGACUUUUGGAAGAAGAGGGAGUUUAAAAUCCUGCAUGCCAUCGUAAAUUGUGCAAUAAUUUUGAAAAAAUAUAACCUCAUUGAUGAUAUAUUGCGCAGCAUGAUCGCCGAUGGUGGUGAUUUAGAUAAGGAGGAAAGACGUGCUUUGUUUUCGGCCUGGGGUCGUAUAUAUUUACAAAUUGGUGAUGUUUUUGGGGCAGAGCAAAAGUUUGCUGAAGCUCGAAGGCUGAGAAAAAUUUACUCCCAGCCGGAUAUACGUGACUUGGUGGACAAGGGUCUUAUAACGGUGGCACAAAACGAUUUCCCCGAGGCCUAUGCCACAUUUCAAAAGGCAUUGCAUUUAGAAUCGGGCAAUACUAUGAUCCUCAAUAACAUGGGUGUGUGUCUACUCUAUGCGGGAAAACUGAAAGAGGCCAUAACCCUUUUUGAACGAGCCAUCAACUUGAAUCCACAAAAAUCCCUAAAUGAAAGUUUGCUGGUUAAUCUUUCAACCCUCUACGAAUUGGAAUCGAAUAAUUCCAAAAAUAAAAAAUUAAAUCUAUUACGUUUGAUUAACCGUUACAAACCCGAUUUGAAUAUUAGUUUAGAGAUCUGUUUAAAACUGCAAACUCCCAACUAGUCAAGGGUAGACCUGUUUUGUAUUUUUUAAGAAAUUUUUAAAAUUUGUAUUCCAACAAAAGACAAUUUUAGUUAAAGGAAAGUAUUUUUUUUUUUUGCAAAUAGUUUUUUAUCCAUCCAUCCGUUGUGUUUAAAUACCCUGUAGUUGUAUUAUGAUGUUAUUCUAAGUAUUUAUGUUUGGAAAAUUUUUUGUAUUUAUUUUGAAAGAAAAAAAUGAAAUAUUCAUUUUACAAAAGAAAAUAAAUAUU
Molecule: messenger RNA, 1966 nt
Organism: Musca domestica (house fly)
Lineage: Eukaryota; Metazoa; Arthropoda; Insecta; Diptera; Muscidae
Product: trafficking protein particle complex subunit 12
Exons: 6
Coding region: 133-1719 (528 amino acids)
Cellular component (GO): TRAPP complex; Golgi apparatus
Molecular function (GO): protein binding
Source: RefSeq, a predicted model, not a curated record